UAUUUUCUGGGCCGCAGCAACUCUAUCCAAUUUGAGGACGGGAGAGAAAUGCAAAACCAGUCCACAAAAACAAGGGCGACAGCCGCACUCACAGUCUGAGAAGCUCGCGCAGACACCCAUCAAUGGCGUCGUCUUGUUCGUUGACAACAUCGUUGUCGUCCAUAGUUAACCGCCCUCCUUACUCCCUCUGUAUUCAUCUCCACCGACGAUGCGUCUCUUUCUCUCUCUCCCGUCUCCCCUCCCUCAUCCGCCACCCUCCCACUACCAAGUGGGCCACCACCAUCCCCACCUUUACCCUUUCUCUUUCUAGAAACUUCUCCAAUCUUCCUGAUGCCCUAAAUCUCCGACAUUUCAUGCCUCGUGCUUCUCUCUCUCCUACUGAGAUUCUUCCUGACACUUUGGAAGUUUCUGAGGCUCCUCAAAAAGGUCGUGUUUAUCAUGAGACAUAUGGUUGUCAGAUGAAUGUCAAUGACAUGGAAAUUGUAUUGGCUAUUAUGAAGAAUGCUGGGUAUAAUGAAAUGGUUGAGGCUCCUGAGAGUGCAGAGGUCAUCUUUAUCAAUACUUGUGCAAUUAGGGACAAUGCAGAACAGAAAGUAUGGCAACGUCUCAAUUACUUUUGGUUUCUGAAGAGGAAUUGGAAAACCAAUGUUGCCCAAGGGAGGUCACAGUCUGUCCGCCCUCCUAAAGUUGUGGUUUUGGGAUGCAUGGCUGAGAGAUUAAAGGAUAAGAUACUAGAUGCAGAUAAGAUGGUGGAUGUCGUGUGUGGACCUGAUGCUUAUAGAGACCUUCCACGUUUACUUGAGGAGGUAGAUUAUGGUCAAAAAGGGAUAAACACUCUUCUAUCUCUUGAAGAAACUUAUGCUGACAUAAGUCCAGUCCGAGUUUCAAAGAAUUCCAUUAGUGCUUUUGUCUCUGUUAUGAGAGGUUGCAACAAUAUGUGCUCAUUUUGCAUUGUUCCAUUCACAAGAGGUAGGGAGCGCUCACGUCCUGUAGAUUCAAUUGUUAGAGAGGUAGAAGAGCUUUGGAAGGAAGGGGUUAAAGAAGUAACACUCCUUGGGCAAAAUGUGAAUAGCUAUAAUGACGCAUCUGGAGUUGAAAAGGAUGUUGAACCUGGAAACAAUUGGGAACUCAGUGAAGGCUUUUCGAGUAUGUGCAAGGUGAAAACAACGGGCCUGCGCUUUGCUGACUUAUUGGAUAGGCUUUCCACUGAAUUCCCUGAUAUGCGGUUCAGAUACACAUCUCCGCACCCCAAAGAUUUUCCUGACGAUCUGCUGUAUCUUAUGCGGGAUAGAUAUAAUAUCUGCAAAAGCGUACAUUUACCUGCUCAAUCUGGAAAUAGUGAAGUACUUCAAAGAAUGCGACGGGGCUAUACUCGAGAGGCAUACUUGGAACUUAUAGAGAAAAUUCGCAGGAUAAUUCCAGAUGUUGCUCUGACAAGUGAUUUUAUAUGCGGCUUUUGUGGGGAAACAGAGGAGGCAUUUAGAGAUACAGUUAGCCUCAUCAAGGCUGUUGGCUACGAUAUGGCAUACAUGUUUGCCUACAGCAUGAGGGAGAAAACUCAUGCCCAUAGGAAUUAUACUGAUGAUGUUCCUGAAGAUGUCAAGCAAAGGAGGCUGACAGAAAUGAUCGAGACCUUUCGUGAGAGUACCGGUAAGAGGUACGAUUCUCAGGUUGGUACAAUUCAGCUCGUGUUGGUUGAAGGACCCAAUCGAAGAGCUCCUGAAACAGAGCUGAUUGGUAAGAGUGACAAGGGUCAUAGAGUUAUAUUUCCAAUUAUGCCAUUGCCUAAUAGAGAUAGCCAAGAUGAAAAUAAGCGAAAUCCUGGAGUUGGUGACUUUGUAGAAGUCAAAAUAUCGAGAUCCACGAGAGCAACCCUCUUUGGGGAAGCUCUUGCAAUAACCAAACUAAGUUCUUUCUACAAGGUUGCGGAGGAAGAAGCCAUGGUUUGUGCUGGUAGAUCAUGAUAAGGUUUAUGCUUACAAUAUGUAAUUUAUACUCAUAAAUUGCCUUUUUUGUACUAGGAAAUUUUGGUUAAAUAUAGCGAAACUUUAACCAUAUUUAUUUGUCUCCCCACUGCUUCACUUGUUCUGCCAAUCAAUCUGCCAUGAACACUGGCUUCAUUAAGGAAACAUGUAGGAUAAGCAGGACUGCUCUCCAUUAAUGGUGGGUGACAAUGAUCUGCUGCUUGUAUUUUGUACAGAAAUUAUUGGUGUACCCUUGAGCUUUGACUAUUAUUUUAUGAGACAAAGUUGAAACUUCAGAAGUUGGAAAUUGGAAGAAACAUGAAUGGUGAAGCCUCCUUUGUAUAAAGUGAAUGAUGAAUGACACAAACUCCCUUGCUCAAGCUCUAUAAAGUUCAUAAGAUUUCAGGUGACUCAAAUUCACCCUUAAUCAUCA
Chenopodium quinoa (quinoa) is the source of this 2397-nucleotide messenger RNA. RefSeq names its product CDK5RAP1-like protein. The record is from RefSeq and is a predicted model, not a curated record. NCBI's taxonomy places the organism in Eukaryota, Viridiplantae, Streptophyta, Magnoliopsida, Caryophyllales, Amaranthaceae. Bases 123 to 1964 code for a protein of 613 amino acids. Gene Ontology annotation, biological process: negative regulation of cyclin-dependent protein serine/threonine kinase activity; tRNA modification. Gene Ontology annotation, molecular function: 4 iron, 4 sulfur cluster binding; tRNA-2-methylthio-N(6)-dimethylallyladenosine(37) synthase activity. The transcript is spliced from 3 exons. Gene Ontology annotation, cellular component: mitochondrion; cytosol.